This is a messenger RNA of Cheilinus undulatus (humphead wrasse), 1489 nucleotides long. Its product is annotated as cilia- and flagella-associated protein 251-like. Gene Ontology annotation, cellular component: extracellular exosome; cell cortex; myelin sheath. The record is from RefSeq and is a predicted model, not a curated record. NCBI's taxonomy places the organism in Eukaryota, Metazoa, Chordata, Actinopteri, Labriformes, Labridae. The transcript has 2 exons. Bases 47 to 1231 code for a protein of 394 amino acids. Gene Ontology annotation, molecular function: actin filament binding. Gene Ontology annotation, biological process: actin filament organization; regulation of cell projection organization; morphogenesis of a branching structure.
GGAGGAAGAAAACCAGAACACUGGAGAAGAAGAGGACGGAUCUAAAAUGUUGGAGAGAGAAGAAAAGAGGAAGGCAAACAGAGAAAAAGAAGAAGGAAGGACGAUGGAAGAAGAAGAAGAGGAGGAAGAGAAAGAAGACCAGCAGGAGGAUGGACACCAGGACAAGGAGGAAACAGGACAACAGAGGAUGGAAGAACAGGAGGAGAAGAUCGACCAGGGAGUGGAAAUGGAAGAUAACAAGGAGGUGGAAGAGGAGGAGGAGCAAGAGAGAGAUGAUGAAGAAGAAAAGAUGGAGACAGAGAAAGAAAGAAGGCAACUAACCACUGCUGAAGAGGAAAAGACUGAGCAGAAGGUGGAAAUGGACAUCAACAAGGAAGAAGAGAUGGAGGAAGAGGAAGAAGAAGAACAAGAGAGAGGUGGAGAAGAAGAAAACGUGGAGACAGGGAAAGAAAAAUGGCAGCAAGCUGUUGUUGGAGAAGAAAAGAGUGAGCAGAAUGUGGAGAUGGAGGUCAACGAUGAAGAAGAGAUGGAGGAAGAGGAAGAGAGUGAGAUGAAGGAAGAACACGAGAGUGGACAGAAUGAAGACAUGAGCAGAGAAGAAGAACCCCAGAGCCCGUCCCCUCCAUCUCCUCCCCAGGCCUGUGCAGACCCUCUGCAGGGUGAUGGAGCAGAAAGAGGGGGCGGAGCUAGCGGACAGGACAACGGGGACGUUAACGCCACCUCAGCGGGCAGAGACAAAGACGAGCAGGGAGCAGUCCCUCUGACAGACACCAGCCCUCAUGUCUACACCGCUCUGGACCUCACAAACCUCACAGACCAGGACAUCCAGGGUCUGACAUCACUUCCUGCUCACGGGGAUCACGUCGAAGUCGCAGAGGAAGCCGUGGACGAGGACGCCUGGGAAAUCAUCACUGAUCCACAGACAGAUCACAGACUGCAGACCCGGGGUCACGGCUCAGUGAUGUCCACGGAAGCACGACGACUAGAGAGCGGGGAGCCCAGUCCGGCUCAGAACUCAUCCAGCUCAGAAAACUCGGCGAUGGAGGCAAACAGAGACAUAGAGGAAGGAGGUAAAGACUCUCACAGGAUGAACUCAAAGGCCAACGCAGCAGACGACAAGAAGAAUGGCAACGGUCAGUGCUCCAGGUACAAAACUGUGUCCUACCGGAGGAUCCGCAAAGGAAAUACCCGGCAGAGGAUUGACGAGUUUGAGGCCAUGAUGGACUCGUGAGCCAGGCCUGGAAAUACCAUCAGAGGGUUCAGCUGAUGGCUGUGAAUGCACGUAUUGAUUCUUAAAAAUAAUAGAGUAGAGGACCCAGUAUUGAGCCCUGUGGGACGCCAUAACGAAUGUCUACUCAGUCUGGUAAAAAUCAAAUGAAAGCAGGUCUAGAAAUAGCCUGAACCUUAUAGCUGUAGCUUGUUUAUGUAAUAUUUUGAUGCAAUUUUAAUAACUUAAAGCAUCUUAAAACUGUGUUUUAGUAAAUACAGG